AUGAAGAGAAAAGUUGUAAAAGUUGGGAAAUUGAGACUUAGUCCUAAUGAAGAAACCAUGCUUCUGAAAGAAGAAUAUGAAAGAAGAAGAAAACUGAGGCUACAGCAAGUUAGAGAGCAACAGAAGCAUAUCGCCUUGCAGAUAAGACAGAAGGUAAAGCAGAGGAGAGAAGAGCAACUACAUCAGAUAGAGGAGGCACUGAGAGCCGAGUGGCAGAAAGCACAGGAAAAGAAGAUGAAAGCCUUAAAAGAACUGUAUUUAUCAAGCUUAAGAGCGAUUGGUGAGGGUCACCGACAGGCUAAGGAGCACGAACCUGACUUAGAAGCUCUGGCAAGGCAAGCAGAGGAAAGGAAACAAAGAGCAGAGAAGAGACAUAGGAAAGCCCUGAAAGAGCAGAAGCACCAAAAAGAAAAAUUACUCCGUGAGCAAGCCCGACGAGCGAAUGCACGGAAACAUGCUCUGGAAGUGGAAAGACAAAGAGCAGCCAAAGUUGCGAGCCUGCCACCUCCGCCGCCACAUCCUCUUGAGAAUUUUGACGUGAAAAAGGUGCCUGCGGUGAAGCCCUAUAGUGCUGACAACUUUUCUGUUACACGUUACCAUAUUUCCCAACCUUAUGUGGACAGAGAAAUGGAUGGAGAGCAGCCAGAUGCUCGGUUAGCUGCUGAAGAAGAAGGGAAACGUUUGGAGGAACUACACAGAGAGGCAGAGAGGGAGAGAAAAGAGCAGAUUGAAAAGGCACAUCUCCGAGGAAAUCAUGCCUUGAAGAAGGUCCAUUUGGCUCAGGACAGAGAAAGGCUACUGAAAGAACUUGAGCAAAUGCAGAACAUGGAUCGGAUGCGCAGAAGACAGAUCGUAGCGCAGAUGCCACCUCAGCUUGUUGUGCCUGCAUACAAACGCAUGGAAAUAGAAGAAGAAUGGCAGAAAGAGUUGGAGUUUGCAUUUGAAGAUAUGUACAGUGAAGACAGGAAAAUGAAAGGAGACCUGAUUGUGCAGUUUGAGCCACAACCUUUGCCAGCUCCGUCUGACAGAUCUCAAGAUAAUGAUCUUGAUAUCUCUUUGGAGCAAGAAUCUGCUUGUGACACUCAGCCAGAAUCUGCGUGUGAUAUGCGACAAGAAGAGGGAUGGAUGAUAGAAGAGGAGGUCCCCGAGGAAACAGAAAAUAAUGAAGCAGCAAAAACUCGCCAACCCCAGUCAAAAUUUGCUUUAAAGAAAUUGCUGAAGAAGAUCAGGAGUCAGAAAGAGGAGUGGACAUCAAAAACUGAGCAAGAAAUUCAAAGUGAAAUUGAGACUAUUGAAUCAGGCACAAUUGCUAGUGAAGAGAGACCAUUAUGUGAUUUAGAACUUAACUGUGAGCAGCAGGAAAAUACAGUAUGUGAAGUCAAAGACUCUGUGGAAAUGUUGGAAAAUACAGUUGCAGCUGAAAACUCUGUUCUAAUCCAUCCGCAAGAGCAAGCAGCUAAAAUUAGAAUGGAAGAGGAGAGACAGAAGUGGAAUGAGAAAAUAGAGCAACAGAAACAGCAACAGCUGGCCUUGCUUAAACAACUUGAAGAAGAGAGGGCACGUUUGGAGGCCGAUUUCCUGAAGAUCCAAAUGCAAACCUGUUUGAAAGAGGCUACGGAAAAAAAAGAGGAGGAAAAGCAAAGUCAGCGGGUACAGAGCCACAGUGUUCCUUCUGCAGAUCAGCAGAAUGAAGUGGAACGUGAGGCUGGGAAUACUGCUGUAUCAGAAGCCAGGAGUCCUAGGGAAGACAGCCAUUUACAGGUGAUUCGUAGUUACCAGCAACGCCUUCUACAGCAAAAUAGGCUGCACAAACAGACCAUUGAAGAAGCUAGAAGGCGUCUAAAGGAGUAUCAGAAUAAAUUGAAGCAAAGGUACUUGUCUGCUUCCGCAACACCUCCGAGCUCUGUGGAAACAAAAUCAAGUAAUUUAAAGCCUGUCUCAGAACCAGUUCUGCAGAGGCGAGGAGUGCAUCCAACGCAGUACCAGCCAUCCGAACAAGCUCAUGCCCAAGAGUAUGCGUGGGCACUACCUGUCUUUUCAGGAACAUCACAUGAGUCGGAGAAACAGUCUUCACAGAAACAGGAAGCGCAAACGUGCAACGUUCGUCCUGGCAGACGCACGCACGUUUUAGAAACAUCGAAAUUGAAGCAUGGAGAGUUUCACAUGCCGUGUAGCUGUCCUUCACGGGAACAAGUGGGAAUGUUGGAAGCCUCCAAUAAUCACGUCAGAGAACCAUCUCAGUUCCCGUUACAGACAGGGUUAGUUGUGAAAGAUGCCCCUGCAGUAAGAAUGCAACCGGAAGUACGCGUACAACGUGUUGGGUUUGUUUUGCCUGCAGAAGAUUCCUCUGAGCUUUCAGAAACGGUGCCCUUGAAGGAGUUACCUCGGAAGGUGUCUAGCCAUCAAACAGAGACAGAAGCUGGAGAAGAGUCUCCACUGAAGACACCCCUUGUGCCAGUAACAAAGGGAUCACAUAUAGUUCAGGCGAGCUUUGUCGAUUCCUUGGCAUGUCAGCAGGGAUCUGCAGAGAGGACCAUCAAAACAAGCCUUGAACAACCCCUCAGGCUUUCAGAAACCAUGACUUCGUCUCGCGAAGAACCUCAAGCUCAGGGUGUUGAGCAAUUCUUGAUAUCAAAAAUGGGAGAUGCGUCUUUGAAUUAUUGUGGUAUACUGAAUUUAAGGGACAGAGUGUUGGCCUCAGCAGAAAGCAUCCAAGCUCAGCAGAAGUAUUUGAAAGAAUUGCAGGAGCUGCUAGAUGCCCAAAGAGAAGCUAUUCUGUCUAGGCAGAAAAUACAAGAACAAUUACUCUUACAGAAGCAAGAUAAAUUGAAGGAACAGAGGCAGAGACAUCAAGAGGCUUUGAAAGAAUUUCUGAACAAGCAG
Molecule: messenger RNA, 2883 nt
Organism: Eurypyga helias (sunbittern)
Lineage: Eukaryota; Metazoa; Chordata; Aves; Eurypygiformes; Eurypygidae
Product: centrosomal protein KIAA1731 homolog
Exons: 13
Biological process (GO): regulation of centriole replication
Cellular component (GO): cytosol; centrosome; centriole
Source: RefSeq, a predicted model, not a curated record